AUGUAUUUCACACACUGUCCGCCCGGUUGGACAAAAGGUGUGGACAAUGAAUGUCUAAUAAUACACGGCGAGACAAAUACGAAAACCAAUUAUACAACUGCACUGAAAACAUGCGCUCAGAAAUAUAACGCCAAGCUCAUUUCAAUUAAAAGUGCAGCCAAGAACAAUUUUAUAACCCAGUGGUUUAAGGAUCAAAAGUUCGAUGCUUAUUUUUGGCUAGAUGCUACCAGGGUGCUAAAAACUGACAACUCGGACAGCUUUUAUUGGUAUAAUGGCGAUCAGCUGACGUACACCAACUGGGUAGUGGGUGAACCUAAUGGCAAUAACCUCGGGGACAUCGAGGGCGUCGAGGUUUGUAUAAAUGUGGAAGCACCCAGUUCCCCGAUGAACUGUCCGUGCGGUUGGACUAAAGGUGUUGACAACGAUUGCCUACUAAUACCCGAUCUAACAUCUAACGGAUCCAAUUAUACGACUGCACUAAAAACAUGCGCUCAGAAAUAUAACGCCAAGCUCAUUUCAAUUAAAAGUGCAGCCAAGAACAAUUUUAUAACCCAGUGGCUUAAAGGUCAAAAGUUCGGUGCUUACUUUUGGUUAGAUGCUACCAGGGUGUUAAAAGCUGACAGCUCGGACAGUUUCAUUUGGUCUAAUGGGGAUCAGCUGACGUACACCAAUUGGGCAGAGAGUGAACCAAAUGGCAAUAACCUCGGGGGCAUUGAUGCCGUCGAGCUACUUAAUUAA
This is a messenger RNA of Oppiella nova, 738 nucleotides long. NCBI's taxonomy places the organism in Eukaryota, Metazoa, Arthropoda, Arachnida, Sarcoptiformes, Oppiidae. The record is from the annotation of a GenBank genome assembly.